CUCUCCGCGCCUCCUCUCCCGGGGUGCCCUCCGUGGAGUGUCCAUCUGAAGUUCACUCCUCCGCGGACUCUACGCGCGCUCUCCUCCAUGAGCUCUCCACUCUCCGGACACGAUGCAUCUGCUCGUUUUUGCCACUUUGUUUGGAGUGCUUUUCGACGCAGGGGGCGCUCUGCAGAUCCAGUGUUACCAGUGUGAGGAGAUGAGCACCAACGACUGCUCCACCCCCGAGUUCAUCGUCAACUGCACCGUCAACGUACAGGACAUGUGCCAGAAGGAGGUGCUGGUCAAACCCGACGGUAUCCACUACCGGAAGUCGUGUGCUUCGUCUGGAGCGUGCCUCAUUGCAUCUUCGGGGUAUCAGCAGUUCUGUACGGGCCGUCUCAACUCCGUCUGCAUCACCUGCUGUAACACGCCCCUGUGUAACGGCCCCAAAAGGAGGAAGCCAGUGCAGUCAGGGAGCCCCACACUGGACCAAAGACUCCCAGUACUACUACUGCAAAUACUACUACUGCAGCUGCUGGGGUGUGUGACGGUCUGCACGCUGGUACUCUCCACGUAGAGGCAGAUUCACGUCACUGAAACAUCAUUACCACCUUUGAAUGUACAGGACUACACCCAGCUUUGGCAUUUGGACCACAAACUGUCCAGCUCUAUGGAAGUGCACUAUCACUCGGGACUAAACCUGGACUAACCCUGGACUAACCAUGGUCCAAACUUGUCUAACUUUCCCUCUUUUCCGUACAGUGGCUUUCUCUUUAUCUCUCUAUCUUGUUUUUUUUCUGAUGAUGCCACUGCAGAAAGGACUGUACAGAUGAGUUAUUUCAUUUGCCUGUUUUGUGUCAUAUUUGUGUUGACUCUAUAUUCCUUAGGAGGCUCUGUCAGGUUGUAA
This is a messenger RNA of Periophthalmus magnuspinnatus, 889 nucleotides long. Its product is annotated as ly6/PLAUR domain-containing protein 1-like. Gene Ontology annotation, biological process: acetylcholine receptor signaling pathway. Gene Ontology annotation, molecular function: acetylcholine receptor inhibitor activity. NCBI's taxonomy places the organism in Eukaryota, Metazoa, Chordata, Actinopteri, Gobiiformes, Gobiidae. The transcript is spliced from 4 exons. The record is from RefSeq and is a predicted model, not a curated record. The coding region runs from base 113 to 559 and encodes 148 amino acids.